UCAUGCUGCUGCCAGGUCCAGAGUGUCUCAUGGGUCCCUGUACGGCCUCCCAUUGCUGCUGUCUCCAUCGCCACACUCUGCCAUGUGCCACUUUCAGGUCUCCUCACACACUGCUGGGUUCCAUUUUGUCAUAGGGUGCUGGCAGAUUACGGGCCUCCCAUUGCUGCUGCCAGGCCUUAAUCUGCCAUGGGCCCCUGUACCGCCUCCUCAUGCUGCUGCCAGGUCCACAGUGUCUCAUGGGUCCCUGUACCGCCUCCCAUUGCUGCUGUCUCCAUCGCCACACUCUGCCAUGUGCCACUUUCAGGUCUCCUCACACUGCUGGUGGGUUUCCAUUUUGUCA
Messenger RNA from Staurois parvus, 340 nucleotides. Lineage: Eukaryota; Metazoa; Chordata; Amphibia; Anura; Ranidae. The record is from the annotation of a GenBank genome assembly.